Oppia nitens is the source of this 1890-nucleotide messenger RNA. Its product is annotated as metal cation symporter ZIP14-like. Gene Ontology annotation, molecular function: zinc ion transmembrane transporter activity. The record is from RefSeq and is a predicted model, not a curated record. Lineage: Eukaryota; Metazoa; Arthropoda; Arachnida; Sarcoptiformes; Oppiidae. Gene Ontology annotation, cellular component: membrane. The coding region runs from base 103 to 1869 and encodes 588 amino acids. Gene Ontology annotation, biological process: zinc ion import across plasma membrane; intracellular zinc ion homeostasis. The transcript is spliced from 3 exons.
AUUGAAAUAAUGAUUAAAUCCAAAUAAUUUAUUGUUUGGUCGACGGAUCGACUCUCAAAUGAGAUCAACAUAUUUGACAUCAACUUUAAGACUAAACAAAGUAUGAGACCAUUGCUGACAAUAUGUCUUGUUUUGUCUAUCAGUUGUCUAAUGAUGAUAACUGUAUCGACAGUCGAUACAAAAGUGACUUUAAGUUCAUUAGAAGACAUAGAAGUGUUGACAUAUUUUCUUCUUUGGAAAUAUAAUUACUUUCACAACAACUUACACAAGAAGGAUGAAACCAUUUUUGGUUUAAAUAGUGAUACUUUUGGUGCCAACGAUGAUGAAGAAGAUGUUGAGUCUAAGCUUUUGGGAUUUUUGGAGAACUUGAAGGAUAACAAACUUAUACAACAUAUCACUAAUUCCUCGUCAUUAAGCACUUUUGAUACCAGAAGUUGUGAUAAUAUAGACAAUCGGCUGAUAGAGAAAUGGCAGACAAAUAUUACUUCUGAAAAAAUUCGUAACAUAUGUGAGGCGGCCUCGGGAUGCAAAUCAUCCAAACAACUGAUUGAACUCAUCGAUAGUUCCAAUAAAAGUCCAGUUCCUCAACAACUGCUAAGUCAAUCAAUUGUCCGCUUGUGUCCACUUAUAUUGUUUCAACUUCAAGAACAUCAAUGUAUAGAACAAAGAGAAAGUCAUUAUAAAACACUGAACCGUCCGACUUCUGGUGCUAUUUGGGGGUUUGGUAUCCUAUUUGUCACAAUUGUCAGCUUUUGUUCCCUAAUAGGAGUCGGAAUACUACCACUUUUAACCAAAAAGACAUACGAUUUAGUAUUGAAUUUAUUUGAAGGCUUAGCUGUCGGUAGUUUAGUGGGUUCAGCGAUAUUUCAUUUAAUUCCUCAGGCAUUCAAUCUAAAUACUAGCGGUUCUCACGUAUAUCUCUGGAAAGCUCUCAUUAUAUUUGGUGGUAUUUAUCUCUUCUUUUGGUCCGAACGUAUAAUGAAAAUGGUAGUCGAGUUUAGAAGGAAAAGGAAACUUAAUAUCCAAUCCAUCCCUUCGUGUACCAGCGCUGAGAUUGAUCCGCCCAAACAUGUGUCACAUAAACAAGUGUACUUUAAAGAUAUAGAUUAUGAUAAUAAAGCUAAUGGUGUUGCCAUCGAUAGUUUGACAGAAAAUGACAUCACUUCUAGUCAUGAAAACAAUUUAGAUAAUGAAAUGGAUAAGACUUCAACAGCUGAUAGUCGUUCAGAAUCUAUGAUUUUAGAUACAAUUAAUAGAGAAAGAAGUAGAAGUAAUUCAUUUAACUUUAAACACGGACACUCACACUCGACUGGAUCAGGUGCUGAUAGACAAGAGAUAGCGACAGUUGCGUGGAUGAUCAUCUUCGGUGACGGUCUCCACAAUUUUAUUGAUGGUAUUGCUAUCGGAGCCGCAUUCUCUCAAAGCAUUCUUGAAGGCAUUAGUAUAUCAGUCGCUGUCAUUUGUGAAGAAUUCCCGCACGAAUUAGGAGACUUUGCUGUACUGUUAGCGUCGGGUAUGACUAUGAGACAAGCACUGGGCUAUAAUUUUGUAUCUGCCUGUACCUGUUAUUUGGGUUUAAUGUUUGGCAUCUUAUUGGGUGAUUUGGCUGAUGCGGCUCCGUAUGUCUUUGCAUUGGCCAGCGGUAUGUUUCUCUACAUAGCUUUGGUAGAUAUGAUGGGCGAACUGAGUACCGCACUCGACAACGCUCGCCAACAGGGAAUGACUCAAACAUUUAAGAUUUUAUUAUUACAAAACAUUGGUAUCCUUUUGGGUGUCUUUAGUCUGUUAUUUUUGGCCAAAUACGGCGAUAAAAUUAAUUUUGAAGGUUUAGUUCCUCCUAAACAAUCAGAUAUUCCUUUUACUCAAUAAUAUACACUAUAAUUGGCAAUA